Messenger RNA from Salvia splendens (bonfire salvia), 2594 nucleotides. Its product is annotated as G-type lectin S-receptor-like serine/threonine-protein kinase B120. The record is from RefSeq and is a predicted model, not a curated record. Gene Ontology annotation, molecular function: protein serine/threonine kinase activity; ATP binding. The transcript is spliced from 9 exons. Gene Ontology annotation, biological process: protein phosphorylation. Lineage: Eukaryota; Viridiplantae; Streptophyta; Magnoliopsida; Lamiales; Lamiaceae. Gene Ontology annotation, cellular component: plasma membrane. Bases 61 to 2475 code for a protein of 804 amino acids.
UCAAGUCAAACCUCACAAAAAAAAUGGAGAAACACCUAAUCCUCAUCGUUUCCAAACCCCAUGGCCAUGGCUCCUUCAAUUUUGCAGUGGAUAUGCAUCACAAUGUGUGUCGGCAUCAAAGCAGUUUCCUCCAACACUCUUACCCAAGGAGACUAUCUCGACUCCGCGUCUCAACUCGACUCCCCCAAUGCCCUCUUCACCCUACGCUUCUACGCCCCUGAAUCCAACCAAUCAACAAACCACAUUUACUUAGCCAUCGUCUUCAACAGCGGCGCCUCCGCUCCUGUCUCCCACAAAGCAAUCUGGAUCGCCAACCGCGACGACCCCAUCCUCAAAAACUCCGACCCCCAGCUGACCCUCAGCUCCCGCGGCGACCUCACCAUCACCCGCCAUUUAGGCCUUCCCAUCCAAGUCUACACCGCCCAAGGAUCAAACACCACUACUACUAACAUAACCGCCACACUAACCGAUACAGGCAAUUUCAUACUUCUCUCAAAUGCGACUCAAGUGUUGUGGCAGAGCUAUGAUCACCCCACAGACACCCUUCUCUCAGGAAUGAAACUAUCAGCAAACAACAGGAUCACUUCAUGGCUCACACCGUCUAAUCCGGCUCCCGGCCCUUUCUCUCUGGAGUGGGAUCCGAGCCCAGGAGAGCUGGUCAUCAGACGGAGAGGGAUGGCGUACUGGAGGAGCGGGCGCCUCGUGGACUAUCACAACGACUCUAUGGGGAAUGUCAAGAAUUUCGAGAAUUUCUAUUUGAGGCCUGAUCGCGACAGCUUCAACUAUAACUUAACUAGCGGAGGAGACUACUUCGUGUACACAGUGAUCCAAGGCAGGACGAUGGAGAGCCGGAAGGUGACUUCAGGGUGGCUGCUGGACGAGACGGGGAACGUGUCGACCAUCGAUGACAGGGGCCUGAGGGUGGUUAUGGCCAGCCUUUGCAACGGUUACAGCUCUAUUGGUGAUGGUUACAGCAAAGGGUGUGAGCUGUGGGAGCUGCCCAAGUGCAGGAAUAGGAAUCAGGUGUUUGAUCGGCGGUCGGGAGAUUUUAGGGACGUGAGAGGGAGAUCGGUUAUGCCAACUAUCGAUGGAAACCAGAGCCUUAUACUGAGUGACUGCAGGGAUACCUGCUGGAAAUGGAGUGACUGCGAAUGCGCGGGCUAUGCGAAUUAUAUGGGAGGAGACUAUGGGUGCAGCUAUUGGAUUGGGGGAGAUUUGGAAUGGGUGCAGGAUAAUUCUGGUGCCGAUGAGAAGAUAUAUGUUCUUCAAUCUCCACCAAAAGCAAAAGCGAAAUCGUAUAUAGGAAUAAUCCUGGGUGAAGUGGGUGCAAUUCUACUGCUUAUGUUGGCAUUUGUUCUUUUGAUAAUGCGAAAUCGUAAGGUGAAAAGGGAAGAAAGAUUACAUGAACUUCUCACAUUGGAGGGACAUACAGAGCUCGACAACAGAGGAGCCAAUGGUCAUCAGCUUAAGCUUUUCACUUAUGCAUCCAUCAUAUCUGCCACUAACAACUUCUCUUCCAACAACAAACUCGGAGAGGGCGGUUUCGGCCCUGUUUAUAAGGGUAGAACAGGAGAUGGCCAAGACAUAGCAGUGAAGCUUCUUUCGAGAAAGUCAGGACAAGGCUUGCUUGAGUUCAAAAAUGAGCUCAUCCUCAUCUCUGAGCUGCAGCAUGUCAACCUUGUCAAGCUUAUAGGAUUUUGCAUUCACAAAGAGGACAAAAUGAUUAUAUAUGACUACAUGCCUAACAAAAGUCUGGAUUGCUUUCUCUUCAGUCCAUCCGGGAGGGAGCAGCUAGAUUGGGAGAAACGGUUCAACAUCAUCGAGGGGACUGCUCAGGGGCUACUAUACCUCCACAAGCACUCCCGCCUCAGAAUCAUCCAUCGUGACAUGAAACCAAACAACAUACUACUUGAUCACAACAUGACUCCCAAGAUCUCUGAUUUCGGUCUUGCAAGGAUCUUCAAAGAAGACACUAGUGAAGUCAACACAAACAGGCGCGUUGGGACUUAUGGCUACAUGGCCCCUGAGUAUGCAAUGCAAGGCAUAUUCUCAGUCAAAUCCGAUGUGUAUAGUUAUGGAGUUUUAGUACUUGAGAUUGUGAGCGGUAGGAAAAACAACAGCUUCCACGAUAUUGAAGGCCCCUUGAGCAUCGUGGAAUACGUGAGAUUCGCAUGGGAGCUGUGGAGAAAAGAUGAUGCGUUGCAACUGAUGGAUCCAAUGUUGAAGGAGUCAUGUGUGUUAGAGCAGCUGCGGAAAUGCAUUCACAUUGGGCUUCUGUGUGUUGAGAAUCAUGCAGUGGAUCGACCAACCAUUGAAGAUGUUUUAUUCAUGCUCAAAAAUGAGACAGCAACUCUGCCAAUGCCCAAAAAUCCAUCAUUCAUCACAAGAAAUAGUGUAUUUCAACAAGUGGACAAAGCUACUCCACAGCAGUCAUCAGACAAUCAAGUCACACUUUCUCAGUUAUCAGGAAGAUAGAACAUAGAUUAAUUGUCCAUUUUUUGGUGUAUUUUGUUCUUCAUCCAAAUAUUACAGUAUUAUUCCUUUUGUAAUAUGUCCAAAAAAACUUUCAGUUACCAACAUUCUGUACCAUUCAA